AUGGGUAGGGUAAUCGUUCUCUCUCCAUUCUCCCUCCCACCUCUUCAGUCUCUCUCCCUUCCCCUCACUCUUCUGAUCCCCCCUCCUCUCCCUACUCCCCGUCUCCCCUCUUCCCCCUCCCCUUCCCUCACCUUUUCCCUCUCCGCCCCCUCCACCCACCACUGGCCCCGGACGUAUGAUGCAGUGGAUGGCAAGCAGGCUCGGUGCAUUAGAAUCGCCUCUAAGAACUCUUUUAACUUUUUCCUCCUUCCCUUCUCCCCGCUCCCCCUCCGUCCCACAAUGACACUAGACACGUUUGAUGCAGUGGACGGGAAGCAGGCCCGGCGCACGGGCGCAUCUAGCCCUCUGGGGGAGCUGAUGGAUCACAGCUGUGAUGCUGUGUGCUGCACGCUGGAGGUGCUACCGUUUGCAGCAGCGGGAAUGAUGGGGUCGCACGCACCUCUCUUCUGGCUUGUCUCAUCCUCCACGUUCUUCUUUGCCAGUUGGGAAACCUUCUUCACGCACUCCCUCGUGCUGCCCAUUGUGAACGGCCCCACAGAAGGCCUGCUCACUCUCUGCGGCUUCUUUCUCUUCACGGCGUACAAGGGUCAGGACUGGUGGGGAGUUCUGCUAUUCCCGCCAUCCAGCACCAUCCACAUGCACACGCACCUGCCACUCCUCCAACGCAUCGCCUCGCUGUCCCGUCUGGACCUGCUUCUGCUCGUGCAGUUCCCUCUAUUCGUCUUCCCCACGGCUGUGAGCAAUUUGGCAACGGUGCUCAGAGCAGUGAGGUCAGGGGAGAAAGAGAGGCGCAAAGCAGGGCAAGCAGUGCCCUUUGCCGACACCACGCUUUUUGCUGCCCUGCUGCUAGUCCCAUAUGUCGCCCUAGCAAGCUUCACAGUUGCCUGGGCAGUAAUGUCUCCUUCAGCCGUUAUUCCCAAUCACUCGCACUUCUUCUUUCUCGCCCUCUGCUUCUCCUUUGCUCUUAUCGUGGGCCGAAUGAUUCUCGCGCACCUCACCAGGGAGAGUGAAGGGCUACUAGCAGCCAUGAUGCAGCCUCUUUUCUUCCUUACGAUAGCACUCGUCAACGCAGCCUGGCCGCACUUCAUUAAAAGCAGCACCGCGUCUCCUGGGCCCCUUCAAACCCCUCUUCCGGAGUUUCCAUUGCUGCUGCUGUAUGCUGCACACACAGGUUAUCUUUACGCCCACUUUGCAGUCGGGGUGUGUUACGACAUUUGUAACACACUUGGCAUCUACACCUUCCGAGUGGGAUUCUUCAAAAGGGCCCAUUGUUCUCAAUCCUCAAUUGAGAUCUUAAUGUCUCCUCUCUCGUCCCUCUCUUCCCUCUGUGCUCAGCUUGCAAAAAUAUGCGCUAACCCUUGCCCCCCUGCCCUCCCCCUGCCCUCCCCCUACGUUCUCCCUUGCCCCCCUCCGUUGACCCCACCCUGCCCUCCCCCUCCCCUCUCCCGCCUUCCCCCUGCCCUCCCCCUGCCCUCCCUGUGCCGCUCCCUCUGCCGCUCCCCCUGCCCCCCCCUGCGCUCCCAUCUGUGCGCCCGUCUCUCCCCGCAGGUGAUGAAGGACUCAGUGGACCGCAUGGAUCGCAGCCUGCAGUCCCUCUUCUUCCGAGUCGACUCAAAAGUGAUGAAGGACUCAGUGGACCGCAUGGAUCGCAGCCUGCAGUCCCUCUUCUUCUACGAGGCUUUCCUCUACUACAACCCACUCCUCAUGAUUGCGCUGAUGGUGUGGCUGUGGGGCAUCAACCUGUAUGGGCUGGCGCACUCGCGGGUCAGCUACGCCAAGGUCUUCGACCUGGACCACAACCACCUCACGCACACGCAAAUAUGGCAGGUGUCAGCAGCGCUGUCCCUGGCAGUGCUCUCUUCCAUGACAGCCUACAUGUUCCUCUUCUCCCACGGCCUCAUCAACCUCGCCGCAACACAACCUGUUCUGAUGUACUGUUCUCUACCCCUCACCCUCGCCCUGCCCUUUGAUGUGCUCUACGCUCCUUCUCGCGUCUACUUCCUCACCACUCUCUUUCGACUCACCUUCCCCCUGCAACCAAUCACGUUUGCGGAUUUCUUUGUCGCUGACGUGCUUACCUCCAUGGCCAAGGUGUUGUCUGAUGUGGAGCGAUCCAUCUGCCGCAUGUCCCAUGGCCAGGUGGCUAGUAUAGCAUGGAUGGACGCAGGGGACGUGUGCGGCAGCCACUCCCUCAUGAUCCCCAUCGUGCUCGCCUUCCCCUACGCCUGCCGCUUCUUCCAAUGCCUGCGCCAGUACUCCGACACUCGCGACAAGUCCUGCCUGCUCAAUGCUCUGAAGUAUUCAACAGCAUUCCCAGUGAUCAUCCUAUCAGCCACCAAGUACCAUGUGCCUGUCGAGCGGUGGAGAGCGGUGUACCGCCCACUGUGGCUCAUGGCGUCUGUGGUCAACUCAUGCUACUCCUACUACUGGGAUAUAUCAAGAGAUUGGGACUUCGGGUGCUUCUCUGGUAACUGCAACUCGCGAAACCCUCUUCUCCGCAGCAACCUCUACUUUCCACAAAGAUGGGUGUACUACUGGGUUAUGUGCUCCAACCUUGUUCUUCGCAUCUCCUGGACAUACAAGCUUUCAUCUCACCUUCGCAACAACCUCGCCACAACCUUCGUGGUCACAGCACUGGAAAUGGCACGCCGAUUCCAGUGGGUAUUUUUCAGAGUAGAGAAUGAAUGGAACAAGAUGACGAUGCGUGCAGCUGCAUCAGCUGAGGACUUGAAGGACUUAGCGGCUUCCGAAGAUCAUUCUGAUGACAGACCGCUCCUUACUGUCACAGGCGGCAAGGACUCCCCCCGAGAAGUCUAA
Molecule: messenger RNA, 2817 nt
Organism: Closterium sp. NIES-65
Lineage: Eukaryota; Viridiplantae; Streptophyta; Zygnematophyceae; Desmidiales; Closteriaceae
Source: the annotation of a GenBank genome assembly